GAAACCAGAAGAGGCUUCUCUUCCUUCUUUUCUCUUCAACCGGCGAGUCAGCACAUAACAGAUACACACUCGAUUGAAAAAAGAGACGUCGUAGUUUUUUUUUGCCUCUAACAAUUCUGAAUUCAAGGCUAAAGAAUGUCGAACGUCUCGUACCAUAUCGCCAAUCUUUUAGAAAAGAUGGCUUCCAGCGAUAAGGAUUUCCGAUUCAUGGCAACCAAUGAUUUGAUGGGAGAGUUACAGAAAGAUUCCAUCAAGUUGGAUGAUGACUCAGAGCGAAAGGUUGUUAAGAUGCUUCUUCGCUUGUUGGAGGACAAGAAUGGCGAAGUUCAGAACCUGGCUGUCAGAUGUCUUGGACCUUUAGUCACAAAAGUGAAGGAUGUUCAAGUGGAAACGAUUGUUGAACAUCUUUGCACAAAUAUGUCAUCAGACAAGGAACAAUUAAGAGAUAUCUCUUCAAUUGGUUUAAAAACUGUUAUUAGUGAACUCCCUUUGACUGCAUCUGGAAUGGCAGCAUCUGUUUGUAAAAGAAUAACAGGUCGCUUGAACACGGCAAUUGCCAAGCAAGAAGAUGUGUCAGUACAACUAGAGGCCCUUGAUAUCUUGGCUGAUUUGCUUACCAGAUUUGGUAGUCUCCUGGUCUCCUUUCACGAAGCUAUCCGCGAAGCAUUAUUACCCCAGCUAGCUUCGCCGCGUCUUGCAGUACGCAAACGUACAAUCCAGGCUUUAGGCCACUUGGUUAUGUCGUGCCAUCAUACUCUAUACGUGAAGAUUAUGGAACACCUUCUUGAUGGUCUGGCCAAGAACUCUACCACUUCAACAACCAGAACUUACAUUCAAGCAGUUGGUGCUAUAUGUCGACAAGCCGGUCAUCGCUUUGGUGAGAACGUGGAGAGAGUGGUGCCGUCUCUCAUUCAGUUCAUUAACGUAGAUGAUGAUGAACUCCGAGAGUUCUGUCUUCAGGCUUUUGAGGCACUCGUUCACAAAUGCUCCAAAGAGAUGACACCUCACAUUGGUACUCUCACUGGUAUCUGCCUGGAAUUAUUAGCCUAUGAUCCAAACUACAAUUACGAAGAAGAAAACGGCGAAGAUGACGAAGGAGAUAUGGAAACUGAAGAAGAAGAUGAAGAAAAUGAGGAGGAGUAUUCGGAUGAUGACGACAUGUCCUGGAAAGUACGACGAUGUGCUGCAAAAUGCUUAGAGGCGAUUAUCAGCACCCGCCCAGAUUUGCUAAUAGAUUUUUACCGUACCAUUUCUCCUGUGUUGAUCGGUAGAUUUAAAGAGCGUGAAGAAAACGUAAAAGCUGAUAUCUUCCAUGCAUUCAUUGCUCUUUUGAAACAAACCAAGCCAUCUGGAUCUGUUCGCGACGAUGGUACUGGCUUCGGCGCUAAUCAAGAGAUUUACAGCGUGUUGAUGCAACAAGUCCCUCUCAUUAUUAAAGCCACCAGUAAACAAAUGAAGGACAAAAGCCUAAAAACUCGACAAGGUGUGCUUGCCCUUUUGACCGAGCUAGUUUUGGUUAUUCCUGGGUGCUUGAGCCCUCAUUUCAGUCAGUUGGUCCCAGGAAUCCUCUUCUGUCUCAAUGAAAGGAAUGCGAGCUCUCCGAUGAAAAUAGAUACUUUGCAAUUUGUACACACGGUACUAAUUCACCAUCCGCCCGAAGUGGCUCACGAGCAUAUUGCAGCAUUGUUGCCUUCUUUGUUGAGUGCUGUAUCCGAUCCGUUUUACAAGAUCACAUCCGAAGCUCUUUUGGUUCUCCAGCAAUUGGUGCGAGUGAUGCGUCCAUUGGAUUCAGCCACCACAUUUGACUUUACACCAUACACAGUCUCCAUUUAUGAUAGCGUACUAGUCCGGCUUAAAGCUGCUGAUUUGGACCAGGAAGUCAAAGAGCGCGCCAUUUCAUGCAUGGGUUUCAUAGUUUCUCAUCUGGGAGAUCACCUUGCUGAUCAACUAAUGGUAUGCCUCCCCAUCUUUUUGGAUCGUCUUCGAAACGAGAUUACCCGGUUAACGACAGUCAAAGCUUUAACAAAAAUUGCUUCGUCUCCGUUACACAUCAAUAUAAGCCCAUUGUUGCCCGAAGCACUUCCAAUUCUUGCGGGAUUUUUGCGUAAGAACCAGCGGGCACUUAAACUAACUACCCUUGCUUUGCUCGAUCGUAUCGUCAACAACUACAGCGCUGCGCUAACACCGGAACUACUGCAUGCGGUUUUGACCGAAAUACCGCCUCUGCUGUCGGAAUCUGAUUUGCACAUCGCGCAGCUAACCCUUCAUUUGCUCACUUCUGUUGCGCGGAAUCAGCGUUCGGCGUUUCAAACCGGUGGAGUUAAUGGAGGCAUUUUGUCCGAAGUCUUCAAUCUUUUGCGCUCACCUUUGCUUCAAGGUGUGGCUCUGGGAUCCCUUCUAGAUUUCCUACAGGCUUUGGUCGAGUUUAAUGCUCCGGGAUCUGGUCUUGGCUACCGCGAUUUGUUGAUGUGUCUGAUGAAUUUGGCGUCAAAACCUGGUCUCCACAAGACUGCCCAUCAUUCUGUCGCCCAGGCUGUUGCUUCACUGGUUGUGACGCAACCUGUUUCUGAAGCUUUUACUUUGGUACAGAAUUUUCUUCAGGAAGCUCAGAGACCUCAUUCUGAUUGGCAACACAUCUUUGCCCUGCUCUGCAUGGGAGAAAUUGGCAAAAGAAUGGAUCUUCACCAAGUCCCAGGGUUGGGACAAGCAAUCAUCGAUUCCUUUGGCCCACCAAAUGAAGAAGUAAAAUCUGCAGCUUCGCACGCCCUCGGUUCAGUAGCAGUGGGAAAUCUUCCAGCUUUCUUGCCCUUCAUUCUUACUCAGAUUGAAACUCAAUCACGGCGUCAGUAUUUGUUGCUCCACUCGUUAAAGGAAGUGAUUACUUCGCUGUCACUUGGAACCGAGGCCAUUGCACAACUGCGCCCUUUCGUACCCCAAAUUUGGGAUCUUCUCUUCCGUCACUGCGAGUGUAACGAAGAAGGAACACGCAAUGUUGUGGCGGAGUGUUUGGGAAAGCUUACUCUCACAGACCCAGAGGGAUUGCUUCCACGACUUCGAGCAGCUCUGAACAGCCCUAGUGCGUUGAUGAGAACCACGAUCGUCACAGCAGCCAAAUUCACAAUUUCUGAUCAAGUCCAGUCCAUUGAUCCUCUGCUGAAGCAAUGUAUGGGCGAUUUCCUUCAAACCUUACAGGAUGAUGACUUGAAUGUGCGACGAGUGGCAUUAAUUGCCUUUAAUUCGGCAGCACACAACAAGCCUUCCUUGGUCCGAGACUUACUCGAUUCCGUUUUGCCUCAGCUCUAUAACGAAACCAAAGUCAGAAAAGAGUUGGUCCGCGAAGUGGAAAUGGGUCCCUUUAAGCACACCGUUGACGAUGGUCUUGACCUUCGUAAAGCCGCUUUCGAAUGCAUGUAUACCCUUCUGGAUUCAUGUCUUGAUCGAUUGGAUGUUUUCGAAUUUUUGAAUCACGUUGAACUGGGACUGAAAGAUCACAACGACAUCAAAAUGCUGACUUAUUUAAUGGUUGCCCGUCUGGCCACGUUGUGUCCUACUGCCGUUCUUCAACGCCUCGAUCGAUUAGUCGAACCCCUACGAACUACUUGCACGGCUAGAGUUAAGGCGAAUGCAGUCAAACAAGAAUAUGAAAUGCAGAAUGAACUUAAGCGAUCUGCCAUGCGAGCCGUGACUGCAUUGCUGAUCAUUCCUGAUUCGGAUAAAAAUCCACAACUUAACGAGUUCGUUCUGCAUAUUCGUUCAUCACCCGAUCUUCAGACUCUUUUCGACUCGAUCCAGAAAGAUGGCUCCGGACAUCAUGGAAAUGCUGCAGGUGGAUCCAGUGAUUCGAACAUGGAUUUAAGUUAAAGUGGUGUAUAAUUAUGUAUCUAUUAUCGAGAAAAUCGGAUCGGGGAAUUGUCACGAAUGAAACAUUGUUUCGUUCUUUUCUUUGAAAUGUCUAUGGUGGAUGAAAGGGAAGUAGGGGUACAUGUAUUAACCAUUCUUCUUGAACGGAUGCGUUGAACAUUGUUUAAGUUCAGUUCCACUACGAUGCACUUUUCAGCACGGUGUGUAUCUUUUUCUGAGAAAAAAAGAUCUGUUGCGUUAUUUCAUCUUUUCCCCCAUGUCAUUUUAGAUAUUCAAAAUCGAGAAAUACAACUUUCCUGCAAAA
Daphnia pulicaria is the source of this 4165-nucleotide messenger RNA. It is a transcript of the gene Cand1, whose product is annotated as cullin-associated NEDD8-dissociated protein 1-like. Gene Ontology annotation, biological process: SCF complex assembly; protein ubiquitination. NCBI's taxonomy places the organism in Eukaryota, Metazoa, Arthropoda, Branchiopoda, Diplostraca, Daphniidae. The coding region runs from base 136 to 3861 and encodes 1241 amino acids. The record is from RefSeq and is a predicted model, not a curated record. The transcript has 20 exons. Gene Ontology annotation, cellular component: nucleus.